Messenger RNA from Manihot esculenta (cassava), 2111 nucleotides. RefSeq names its product protein ABIL2. The transcript is spliced from 9 exons. Lineage: Eukaryota; Viridiplantae; Streptophyta; Magnoliopsida; Malpighiales; Euphorbiaceae. The record is from RefSeq and is a predicted model, not a curated record. The coding region runs from base 528 to 1451 and encodes 307 amino acids.
GAGAAACCACUCCUCCAGGUCUUCAAUUACUUCAAACUGUUAGUAUUUUGCUUUCAAAGCAGAAGGGAAGUUGAGCUUUCAACUCCAAAAACAAAGGCUUCAGAUUGCCUUACCUCAUUGUCUUCUUUGUACAGAUUUCUGUCCUCUUCUAAUAAUUAUUAUAAUCUUCAUAACUCAGUGAAGUGAAACUUCACUAUCAUCUUUCGUCAUUUUUCGAGAACAAGUCAAAAGAAGAAAAAGAAGAAGAGGACUGUUUCGCUCUUCUGUAGUCUACAUUAAGCAUAUGGCCCUAGAAACAAAGGCCUGACUUUAAAUGAGAAACAAGUUUUGGAUUGGAAUUCUGGCAGGUUAAGAGCUUGGGAAAUUAAGACCAGGUUUGUCUUAUCACUUGUAGUUGAUUUUCAUUUAUAAUAUCAUCUCCUAUAUAUAUGUAAGGCUGGAUGGAUGUUCUUUUCGACUACUGAACACUUGUAUGUUGUCUGGUUACUUCCUUGGAAGCUAAUUGAUCAAAGGCAGGUCUAAGUUUCAUGGAUAAAAAAACUUUAUCUUCUUCACAUUCUGGCCCUCAAGAAGAAGCUUCCAAUCAUGAUGAAUUUUUCAUGCAACAAAGCCUGCUUUUCUCUGAUACUGUUAAGGAUUUGAAGAUUUUAAGGGAACAGUUGUACUCAGCAGCGGAGUAUUUUGAAAACUCUUACAGCAAAGAGGACCAGAAACAAUUAGUGGUGGAGACCCUGAAGGAUUAUGCCAUCAAAGCCUUAAUCAAUACUAUUGACCACUUGGGUUCUGUAGCAUACAAAGUCAACAGCUUUUCUGAAGAAAAGAUCAACCAAGUUUCAGCUCUGGAGCUUCGCUUCUCUUGCCUGGAACAGAGAGUACGAACAUGCCAAGAGUAUAUCAACCAUGGGGGACUUUCUCAACAAUUUUUGAUGGUAGAAACUCCCAAGUACCACAAGCGAUACAUCUUUCCAGUUGAGGAGACUUUGGAUAGCAAAUCAAGAUUUCACAGGAGAAGCUGCAGUCCUGAAUACAACUCGUGUCAGUUCAAAAAUGCUGUUCAAGCAACAAUGAAAGGGACCUCUCCAUCUACUCUCGGAGAAGGACAUCCUAGAUUACAGUCUCCACAGUUUUCCUCAAGACCAGGAACUUUUACAUUUCCAAAUACUUUAAUCAACAAAAAACCAGAUAAAAGAGCUAGCUCUCCACAGAGGUUUCCAUUCAUACGUUCUGGAUCCCUUCUUCCUAAGAGAGCAAUAUCUCUGAAUACUAAUGUCCUCCAGAGGCAUCCGCCAGAAUCUUGGAGAUCUGUUUCAUUGUCUACAUAUCCUGACAGAGACGGCGUAAACGAGAUUGAACAAUAUUCAAGCAAAAGCAAACAACUCUUUAAGGCCUUGCUUGGCAUGCGCAAAUCCAGAAAGGAUCACACACUGUACAAAUACUUGGAUGACGCUUGAAAGAAACCAGAUAAAGAUUUGUACUUUUUGUCCCCUAUUUUGUAAUCUCUUUUGUUUUAAAUUAUCAGUUAGUGUCUGUUGUCCUAUUGGAAGUAAGCAUGUUCAACUCUUUAUCUUGUUAUGAAAAGCUAGAGGUUAGAAGUCAAUUAGAGCUCUUAUAUUAGGUUAGAAAAACUACACAGGUAGUGUGACACAGUCCAUACUGGUUUAAAAUUGCCCUGUAACCGUACAAAACAAACUAGAGCCACAUGCAACAAGCAGAUCCAUGCUUAGCAGAGAAGAAGAGCUUUGAGAGCCAACAGAGCAGAAACGACUUGACCAAACAAGGUUGGACCUUCCCGUGAGCUGCCAUUGUCCAUUCAGAUACGCAAUUUUGCCAAAAGAAAGGAGGUUGUGAGCAUAAAGAGCCACAGCAUGGAAAACUCAGGAGAGCCUCUGCUAAACGGUACACCUCAUCCAUGUCCUUGCCUUGAAGUCCAGCGGAUAUCUUUCCAUCUCCAAUAUUCUAUAUGGGAUGAUAGUUUGAGGGAUGUGUUUGGUGUUGUGCUGUGAACGAUAUAAUUAAAUGUUAAAAAAUCUUGACAACUCCUUCCUUUAAUAAUUUUCUAAAUUUGAAGAUAAAACUUUUUUGAAUUGAUUAUUAAUUGUUUUCUUUACGUA